GACACAUUGAUACCGCCUUUUUAUCGACUUGGCCAGGCCAGGUCAGAAGAGGCGACCCGUCGUUCGCUACAUAUUGGUCCCAGAUACCUAUCAUCCGCUAGAAAGCCACAGUACCUAUCCUCCACCCCAACAAUCGACUUACAAGCGGGGUAGCACACCGCUAUGUAGGCUCUCCCUCUCGGCGGCAGAAGUUCGGAUUCCUGAAUCUCGCCUGCUAACAGCUCGUAGCAAGACCAGCUAAAGAUUACGGAAUUCCAAUCCCGCCUUCUCUCGACGCACUAUCCUCCUAGAAGCCCCUAGGCUUUCGCCUCCCGGGAGGUUUCCGCUACGUACGUAGUAGUACUGCCCGGCUUAAAUACAUGGCUAUCGAACCGAUGUCUCGUUGUCUCCUUGUCGGCGGCCCGUCCUUUGGGGGCAGCCGUCGACCAGCUCCUGCGGAAUUCUGGCAAUUUCACGUUCCGCAGGUUCUUUGGCCGUUCGCACCAUCUCAAUCCUCUGAUCCCGGAUCUCGGAUGAGGGGAAGCAGCGCCUUGCGAUUGCAUUUUCGAUCAUCCCAUCACAUCGGUACCGAAGAUGUGGAGAUUUGCGGAACAGCCAGUGUGGUGGGGAACCCCAAAGGAAUAGGCCUAGUUGAAACAUUUUUGCCCACACCUGCGGCAUUCGGUCCAUUCCGACGCAGCUUUAUAUCGAUGAUGCCGAGCACUUUUCGAAGGGGGCGGCUUUUCAUGGAGGCGCGUGGCACCUGCUCCGAUUACACGCCAUUCGGCGUUCCCCGAGAUGUUCUGUCGUUCCGUCGAUCCGAUAUCCGAGCGUACCGGGCUGAACCGAGCGUCCCCGGGAUGGCGUCUGAUCGCUGCUUGUCCUCGAACCUCCUCAUGGCGUUAUUUUGCUACAUCCGAUAUGCAUUCAUGUCGAUGAGGUCCGAAUGGUCUUCGACCGUUUCAUGUGCAAACCACCUUGAUCGUUGGAAACGGUUGGAGAUAUCUAGCUCCACCCGAUCUGGCUAUUCUCUGUCGACUGCGAGUGCGAAGGAAAAUUUGACGAUUCUCGAUUUCGAUCCGACUUUCGGCAGUUUCAUACCUUGAUAAAACGACAAUCUCUCGACCCCUUGUCACUCACAAUGACAAUCGACACUCUCUUGAUGCCGCUCGACAACCAAAGGGUUGACCUUCGAAUGGUGUUUACAAGCAUCCUUCAACUGAGUCUUCAAACCGUCGAUGAAGAACUUUGGUUUUUAGUCCUGGCCCCCAGCACUUCGGUGCGAUUACGCUCCUUUUUAUCUUGGCCCUUCUGAUACAGUCCGCGGAUUAUUUGUUUGAACCUUUAAUCUUUUCAUCCUCUCAGACCCUAGGAUUCCCUUCCUACAGUCUAAUCCCACGACACAGUUUCGAUCGAUGGACCAGUACGAAUUCUCCGUCACACCUCCUUCUCC
Messenger RNA from Tricharina praecox, 1432 nucleotides. RefSeq lists its product as uncharacterized. The record is from RefSeq and is a predicted model, not a curated record. Lineage: Eukaryota; Fungi; Ascomycota; Pezizomycetes; Pezizales; Pyronemataceae. Bases 360 to 1085 code for a protein of 241 amino acids. The transcript is spliced from 2 exons.